This is a messenger RNA of Bactrocera tryoni, 1555 nucleotides long. RefSeq lists its product as uncharacterized. The record is from RefSeq and is a predicted model, not a curated record. NCBI's taxonomy places the organism in Eukaryota, Metazoa, Arthropoda, Insecta, Diptera, Tephritidae. The transcript has 2 exons. Bases 385 to 1023 code for a protein of 212 amino acids.
CGGUGGAAAACUCAAGAAAAGGCACCAAAGCUCGGAGACUGCGUCCUUAUACAAGAUGAUUGUCUCCCUCCUACGGGAUGGCGACUCGGCCGCAUAAAACAACUUCAUUACGGUUCCGACGGUCAUGUUCGAGUAGUUGAUCUCCGCACUCAAACCGGAACGCUAACCAGACCGCUCGUCAAAUUAUGCUUUCUACCAACCGCCGAAGAUAAAGAAACGUAAAACCGAAACCGCAAUGUUAAUAAAUCAAUAAAUCGAUAAAACAUAUAAACCGCUUACCAAAUCGAAACCUCGAAUAACAUAAAUGACACAAAAACUUAACAUAAAUGUCUGAUAAAAAAAUUACAUCCUAUUCAUGCCACAUAUCGUGGCACAAAAAGUAAUAUGGACGUGGAUAUGGCAUCAUCGUCAACGCCAACCAUGCGUUCGGCAGUUUCCGCCCCUCGCUCUGAAGCUGGCCCAAUAGCAGCACCCCGGACCAACACUGCACCGGCAGCGCCUCGAACUACGACAGGCUCCACCGCGACAACGGCUCCGCGUCAAAGCACGCCAGCAGUACCAGCGGAUCUGCAACCAAUUUGUUGUCCACUAUGCCGCCGCCCUCAUCGGCUAUCGCACUGCGGUAUAUUCAAAGGCAUGCCGCCGAUGCAACGCCAGCAGGUGGCACAGGCGCACGGGUAUUGCCUGAAUUGUCUGGCAAUUUCCCACGCAACUCAAGAGUGCCCAUCACAGAAUCGUUGCCAAAUCUGUGUGCGGGCUCAUUAUACGCUGUUGCACCGCGCUACCAGACGCGACUCCGGGCGACCACCGGCUCCUCGCACCAGCGGUAAUGUCAGGCGUUCUCAAAGAACUCCUGUGACGGCUUACCGCCGGCGUGGACACACUCAAGUAGAAUCUCGUCCCUGGCGCCAAAACCGGACAACAUCAACACGGCGCCAUCCGCUUAGGCCGCAGUCCCGGCGGUCAACAGGCCUCAGCAGCGUUGUAGCUACGCUACAGCAGCUACAGCGGCUUCUAGGCUAAAUACUCGCCUAGGGGGGCCGGGAUGGCUAAAUGAGUAGCGACGUCGCAUCACAUCUGCAUCAAUUUAUCACACCGAAUCGACUAUUCACCUCAUCACGCGAGAGAACACCACCCAUUAACACACAUACACGCACAUGCACCCAAACGCGAUGACUUACUGCAAUCUAAUUAGAACAAAAGGAAUUGAGAAAGCAGCUCGCGCAUUCUUCGUUGAUACGACGUCGACCAAGCAGCAUCGCUUUUCGCAGCAUCGCUUUUCGCAGCCUCGCAGUAUCCCGGUUCCCUUUCGCUACCCGCGUUUAUAUAUUUAAAGUUUUAAUUUCAUAUUAAAGUCAUAUUGUUAUCACUUUCAUCAUUAUAUACAUAUGUUAUAUAUAUAUAAGAUAUAUAUGUAUAUUUAAAGGUUUAAACCACUGUUUAAAACUAAUUUUGUAACAACUCUAAAGUGAAUUUUCAAAUAAAAGGUUUAUAACGAUUUGCGGAAUUUGUGCAUUUUGGUUUUUCUUUAAAGGAAAGUGUGAGUGGCCUAGAA